UACAACCAUUUAAAAAGCAUGUUUCAAUCCUGUUAUCUCUAUUUAAUUUCGACCAAUCAAGAAUUCUGAUACAUCCUAUAUCUGCCGUAGAUACAUACCUAUCUAUGUGUACUACUUAUUCAAUCACGAUAGUUAGAUAGUUACAAGUGUCGGGAGUCCGACAGUCGAGAUUUAUUCGAGUGUCAUUCUAGAAAGACACGGAGGUAGUUGUGAGACGUUACAGCAUGAUUCCGGAUAAGUUUGAACUCCGUUAGCUGUCGUCAAUUGAUAAAAAGGUGAUCGUUAUCAAGAUCGGGGGACUUGAACUUAACACUGAAAUCGCGUGUGAUAGUGACGCAAAGCGAUGUUAACGAUAUUCCGUAUUAUCACGAUUGUCGGCUGUGAAUCGCUCGAUCCUCGAAUUUAUUUAAGUUUUUCAUAAAUUCGAAUAAUAAACAUUAAUUUAGAACGAUGAAGCGUGCUCGAUGUAUUGUUCGUAGAAGUCGUUUCUGAAUAGCUAACAAUUACUGAAAUCGGUGUAAUGAUCGUCAAAGUAUCAGAUGGUUUAUUUUGGGUGCCGAAAUUUCUCGUCAACAAAAUCCUGAUUUAUUGACACAGGCGAGAGAAAAGUGAAAAAUGACGGAGAGUUUAAUAAAUGAGUGGCUGGCAGACUGUGCGGAUGUCUCGCUCUCAGAGCUCCACACUUUUGCUACCACUUUGUUACAAGACAACGAGAUAGUCAGAGCACUUUACGUGCUCUUAGAAGAACGUGGCAAAUAUAGUCAGUUGGUGGAUACAGUAUGUGAUCAGUUGUAUAAUUUCUAUCGCUCUCGGGAAACAGAAUUGCAAAGGUUUACCUUGCAGUUUCUACCAACAUUAGUAUACAUUUAUUUAAAUUCUGCAGCUCACGGCGAUAUCAAGAAUUGUCGAUCUGUAGAAACAUUAUUGAUCGGAUUGUACAAUCUGGAAAUAGUAGAUAAAUCUGGGCAACAAAAAGCAAUUUCUUUUAGAUUACCGUCGCUUGCCAUGCUUUCUAUAUUUCACGAGCCUGCGAGUCUAGCGCCUGCUUCUUUGACAGAGAGCGCAGUACGCAGAUUCGAAGAGUGCAAUACAAAAUUGGUCAGCUGGGGGCCGUUGCAGCAAGUAGAAACGCUGAAUGCGCAGAACAGAUUAAAAGUUAUGACCGCUCUGCUCUUCAUCUACAAUCAACAGCUUGGUUACAUAAGUAAAUUCGCUUUGGAACAAUUGUGCAAAGUUGCUACCAAGCUCGUCACUCAAGGAUUUAUGAAACCUGGGCAUCAUCAACGAUCUUCAUACGGAAGCGAGUCUAGUUUUGUCCCGAGACUUUUACCGCGUAUACCUGUGUCCAGUCAAUUUCUCCUUGAAUUCUUGCAUGCUGUAUAUUUUGCUAUGUAUAAUGACUGUUGGAAUGUAGGAAAUCAAGCAGUAGAAGAUAUUCAUAAUCGUGCAUGUUACGAGGCGUAUCCAGAUGUUAUGCUAGUCACAAAUGCUAUACGUAAUUCCGCUAGUUCUGGCCCGUCAGGUCACCUUAGCGAAGGACCAAUCGGUAUUAGUGUCGCGUUAUCACCAAGCGCAACCGCGACGGUAUCUAAAUCUAUGAUCACAAAUGCCUCCUUCCGAACUAAAAAAUUACCAGAUGAUAUACCGAUUCAAGUAACAAAGGAAGAUUCCGGGGGUGAAGGUAAGAGUAAUCUUGUAUCGAUCACAGAAGAAGAAACCGCGGAACCGAACAGAGUUGGCACGACGAGACAAUCGAAGGAUCAAAAGACUGCUUCAAAGAUGACGAAUUUUCAAGUACUUGGGAAAAAGCCUCGGGAAAAGGAUGGUAAGGUAACUAAGAUUCCUCAUGUCAGUGCGUCCGAAAAGGAGAAGAAACUUGGAUCACAGGCGACCUCGAAAGAUAGUAUCAAAGGUAGUUCCUCAAUGUUGAAUAGUGAAUCGACGGAAAUCGAUGGCAAUCGGGACUCUAAUGUUUCUUUGAUUGAAGGGGAACGUCUUGCCUUAGGUGGCGAUAUAGAUAAUACUAAUAUGGAAGCUCCUAUUAAUCUAAGAACACAUAAUGAAACAGAAUCAAUGACUUCAUCUAUUCAGGUUAGCUCUGUUUAAAUUAUUAAAAAUAGGUUUAUAAUACGAAAUGAAAAGAAAAAAAAAACAAGAAAAAUAGUAGUGGGCUAUACUGAACGACUACAUUGUUCUGCUAAAUCGGUUGUGUGUAGUUUAUGCUUUUCCUACAAUUAAGCAUUUAUGUAACAUGUUUUGUGUAUUAUUUCAUUAACUCUAUGUAGAAAGACUAAGGGGGGGGGAGGGAGGGAGAAAAAAAGGAUAACGGUUACAUAAUUACUUUAUCAUUCAGCAUUACCAAAGUCUGCUCCAUGUAGCUAACUGAAUCUUCAAUCAACACUGUAAUCAAGAUAUGUUGGUAUCAGUUUGUCCAAUUCAUGUUUUGUAAAUUACUUUAAAAAUAGUAAAUAAUAAAGAUCGUUGCCUAAUAAAAAAAAAAUAUAAAAAACGUAGAUGGGUUCGGAGAGUCACCUCCCUUAGACUUCAAUGUAACAGUAUAUAACUCGAUCGUUGUAGAAUUAAAUCACAAAAUGUAGUGGAGUUUCUGAGAAACAUUGAAACAGCAUUUAAGGAAAUAUUGUGAUUGGAAGCAAAGGUUUUUGUAUUCAGAGUUGUUUCAGAAAUGGCUCAUUACUAUACCGAUCUCCGUAAUUAGAUUAAAAAAUUGAGAGAAAAAAAAAUAUAAUGGGGAAGGGAACAAUAAAAUAACAAUAUAUAAUUUCCUUCGAUGGAUGUAUAUAAAUGUAUAUUAAACUUGUUCUGUUAAUUGUCUUUGUAACAUGCCUUUUAAUGUAUUGAAUAGAUUUAUGGUUUUUGCAAACUUUUUACUUAUGAUUUUUCUACGGAGUUUAAUAAUUAGGAGACUCGGUAGACUUUUGUUAAAAGAAAAAAAAGGAGAAAACUCGUAAUAACAUUAGUCGUUACCGAUCUAGUAUUCGAAUAAUUUAAAACAUAAAUACUUUUAAACCGAAAAUAUGUACUUAUUUCUAUUUCCCUCUAAAUUACAUUCAUUGUUAAAUUAAAUGGUAUUACUUCUUCAUGAUUAAAAUAUUUAAUUAUAUCGUGCUUGUGUUAAAAUUUUUGUUGCAAAAUCUAAAGCGUAUAAGGGUGAGAAAAAACGGCUAAUAAUUGUACAAGGGACAGUAAUUAUAAUUCUGUGUUCUAUGACAGAAACUAAUCAAAACGUGUUUUAUAUUUUCAUGAAAAAUAUAAUUUAUUAUAUCUUUAACUAUUGGAUACUCUGUGAACAGAAUGCAACACGACUGACUUGUCUUUUUAGACAGUAUAAAAAUAAACUUAGAAAAAUCUUGUAAAUUUUCGUAACAAUCAUAUUUUCUAUAAUGUAUCUUUAUGCCUGCCUGUAUGCAUAUAGUUGCCUGUAAGUUAUGUUUAGACGAUGAUGCGUUUUUGUAUAAAUUUCUACG
Colletes gigas is the source of this 3485-nucleotide messenger RNA. It is a transcript of the gene Hyccin, whose product is annotated as hyccin. The transcript is spliced from 8 exons. Gene Ontology annotation, cellular component: plasma membrane. The record is from RefSeq and is a predicted model, not a curated record. Bases 616 to 2106 code for a protein of 496 amino acids. Lineage: Eukaryota; Metazoa; Arthropoda; Insecta; Hymenoptera; Colletidae. Gene Ontology annotation, biological process: phosphatidylinositol phosphate biosynthetic process; protein localization to plasma membrane.